This is a messenger RNA of Cephus cinctus (wheat stem sawfly), 4309 nucleotides long. Its product is annotated as TOM1-like protein 2. Gene Ontology annotation, cellular component: membrane; endosome. Gene Ontology annotation, biological process: signal transduction. The transcript is spliced from 9 exons. Gene Ontology annotation, molecular function: ubiquitin binding; clathrin binding; phosphatidylinositol binding. The record is from RefSeq and is a predicted model, not a curated record. Bases 363 to 2000 code for a protein of 545 amino acids. NCBI's taxonomy places the organism in Eukaryota, Metazoa, Arthropoda, Insecta, Hymenoptera, Cephidae.
CCCGGUUCCGAAUACCCGCAGUUCUUAUUCCAGGUAGUCUGUAGUUCCGUAGCUGUUGAAGCUUCGAGCAGUUCGGGAUAAGGUAACGCUAGGUAUACACGUAAACGUAAGCGACUCAGUGACCAUUGGUAGCUUCCGCCCACGAGAAGUUCCUCCCAUUGGUUGUGCGCCGUGACAAUACAAGAUUUUGACGUCUGGCUCUGCGGCCGCAUAGGUCAUAUGAUCCCAUCAUUCAGCGGGCUGAAAAACUUAGAAAUUAUCGACGAGCCACACUUCUGUCAGAGGUAUCACUGUGUCUCGCUUAUACUGAAGUGAGCCGGCCGCUAACAAGACACUGGAAGACACUCGUCAACGAAGUCAGGAUGUCCUUCUUCGGUGUAAACGUGAAUCCCUUCUCGACGCCAGUCGGCCAGAGGAUAGAACAAGCCACCGAUGGAAAUUUACCCAGUGAGAAUUGGGCACUGAACAUGGAAGUCUGUGACAUUAUAAACGAAACAGAGGAUGGACCGAGAGACGCUAUAAAGGCCAUUAAGCGCAGAUUGAGUCAAGCUGCUGGAAAGAACUACACCAUAGUCAUGUACACCUUGACUGUCCUGGAAACAUGCGUGAAAAACUGCGGAAAGCGUUUCCACGCUCUGGCCUGCUCCCGUGAAUUCGUUCAGGAGCUGGUCAAGCUGAUUGGUCCAAAGAACGAGCCGCCUACAGCUGUUCAAGAGAAGGUUCUGAGUCUGAUUCAGACCUGGGCUGACACGUUUCGUCACCAGCCUCACACACAAGGUGUGGUUCAGGUAUAUCAGGAACUGAAGAUCAAAGGUAUCCACUUCCCGAUGACCGAUCUGGACACUAUGGCGCCCAUCAUCACGCCCGAGAGAAGCGUACCCGAAUCUGAGCAAAAUCUCGGAGGAAUUCCGACACUAGAACAGACUCCGGCUGCACCGUCCACGACUCCGGCGCAUCAGCCACCAAUACAAACCUCCAGUCAGCUGGCAGAAUUGACGGAGCAGCAAUUGGCGAAGUUACAGAGCGAGCUGGACGUUGUCCAGGGUAACAAGUUAGUGCUCGCAGAGAUGCUGACCUAUCUCACCAGUCCCGAGCAAACUGCAAAUCAGCAGCCAGAUGCUGCCGACAUCGAGCUAUUAACGGAACUUCAUUCGACGUGCAAAGCCAUGCAAGAACGUGUCGUCGAGUUAAUCGGUAAACUUGCGCAUGACGAAAUGACGGCCGAGUUGCUUCGCGUGAAUGACGACCUGAACAACCUGUUCCUUCGUUACCAGCGUUACACGAAGAACAAGGUAAUUCCAGCUAGUGCCAUUCUGGCACAGACGAUCGGACAUCCGCCGAAUGUCCAGACGACGACCCCUAUACGUAACAAAAGAGAGGCAGACUCUUUGAUCGACCUGUCCGACGAGGCGGAGGCUAUCGAGAAACAUCUAGCAGAAAUAGCCAUGACGGACGAUCCCGACAGCAGCAGAAUCGAGAGCAAGGAGAAGGAGGGUGAUAGCGAUGAAUUUGACAUGUUCGCCCAGUCUCGUAAGGCCACUUACGAAACGACGAAAAACAGCGGCAGCAAGUACGAGGACAAUAUGGAGCAGGUGAGCGGAGAUGGUCUAAGUACAGCGAUUCUCAACCGCAGUAACAAUAAGUAUCCCCAGCAGACUGCUUCGACAGCUGUUGUUGUUGCUGCUGUUGCUUCUACCACUGCUGGCACUACCACUACUACCACUACCACCGCUGCUACCACUACGUCUACUACUCUGAACAGGGAAUCAGAAUUCAAUGAGAUGGCAGCGUGGUUGGAUCACACGCCAGGCGCUCAAGGAGAUCAAGAAUCCCUGACGUCGUCCGAAUUCGAAAGAUUCCUGGCGGAACGUGCAGCGGCCGCGGAAGCUCUGCCAACGCUUCCCACGGUGACAGCUGCACCGAGUACAACCACCUCCGGAAAUCCGAAUAUCCAGCGUCAAAUCAAUAAGGAUCAGGACAAAUCUCUGUUUGCCCUAUAAAUCUUUGGGACGGGUUUGAUUCCUAUUAACUUACGUCACCGAUGACUUCUACUGAUAAUUUCUACUGAUAAUCAAGCGGCAUUCGCCGAUACCACGGAUUCUUCCUUCACUCUCUGGCCAAACGUCAAGAGAGACGCCUGAUGCCUGAGAGUGUGAGAGAGAUGAGAUAAAUGGUCGCGUGUGUCCGUGUGCAAUGCGUGAGAGAAAUUACGUCGAUUCGUGCUUUUACGUACUUACACACUCUAACUGACGAGUCGAAGAAACGCCUCCUUCUAGAUUACGUUAUUAGCUUUUCCAUUUCGCCUUCUAAUCUCUAACCCUGCCGUAUUUGUCUUUCCUCCGGCAGUGCUGUCCACGUGACUUGAAAAUCAGAAGGGGCCCAUUAGUGACGAGCACUGACAUCCGCGGCAGUCGGAUAUACUAAUUUAUAUUGCAUGUAUGUACAUAGAGGAGCGAUGCACGAAUGUAACCAACGUGUCAUUUACCCAGCUGUAAUUUAUUUUGGGAUCGAAGAAGAUACUUUGGAUUGGAUAAAUCGUAAUCGUGGCCCGUCGCAAGAAUCAAAGAAUUUGUUACUUGCGCAUCGUAGAGCGCAUGCACUCCAAUCUAUUGAAAUACCAAUAGUCCCGUCGCUGAUCGAAGUAUUUUUUAUCAUUUCUGAGUAACAAAAUGACUAAGUGAACAGUGUCAACCAUUUACGAUGAAAACAUUUUGUAUAGGGUUAUUGAAUAUUGCAUUACAUAAAAUUAUGUGCAUAGAUAAACAUAUAUAGUAUACAUAUAUACGCAAAAACCACAAGCACGCGCCCGUGAUUAGAAAUAUAUUAUUAUUGUUACUAUUAUUAGAAUUAACAUUGAGAAAUGCAUAUCCACUGUGCGAUGGGUGCAUCUUUGUGACACGACGAUGAUAAGAGAAUUUAUUGGUAUAUGAGUCUCGUUUUGGAUUCGCCGGGAAACAGUUCAGCACGAUCAAUCGGAUUUCCUUAGAUUUCUGGAUGCAUAUAGCUAUGCACACAAUUAAUGGGAGCUGCGCUGUUAAUUGUACAAACGAGCGCAGAACAAAAGUUACAUAAUGCCAGUGCUUAUUUUACUGUAGGCCAGUUAUAUAUUUUUUUCUUCAUUUCCACGUGUUUAGCAUUCUCGUCCUACACGAGUUUUGUCAUAAAACUUGAAGCAUCGACGCGCACACUCUUGGCCUCGCGUGUUUACGAUAAAACGUGCGUUUGCUUCCUACUUCCCGCCCCCCUCUCUCUCUCUCUCUCUCUCUCUCUUUCUUAAGCAACUUAUUUUAAUUUUUUCGAUAUUAUACGUCUGAAGAUAUCUCCAAUUCAUGUAUGGAAUUAUGCGAGAGCUGCAUACUGCAUAGAUAACGUAUUAAGAUUGCACGGUGCUCAAGGUUAAUUGCUGUAUUCACGAAAAUACCGCGGUAGAAUUCCACGUUAGACUUUCCUAUACCAGUUAUUAAAUAUCGACUUCUCGUAUACUUCUCAUUGACUAACGUUAACCGUGUCCUGACGUACAUUUCUAUGUCUUCUUUCGAGAAGAAAUUGUGCGACCCCUCUGUUCACGAAUAUCAUUCCGGCCAUAAAUACCCAUGUCCAACAAAGCCAGUAAUACAUUCGGGGGACUCGGUAACAAGAAGACAAGGCCAAAGCGAUAAUCCCAAAAUGUACGAAAGGAGAGAAAGAAUAGAAUAGUAAUAAUGUGCAAUGCAAUUUUAAUUGAAAUUCAAUUGCCAAGGACACUUUUUUGGAUCCGAGAGCAUUGAAGAAACUAAGAAGUCACUGCGAAAAAAAAUCUUUAAAAAAAAACUUUUUUAGUGCUUGCAGUUUUAUCAGACUUUUACAUUUUACGUAGAUGCACCUAACGUUUCUGUUACGUUUGUCCUCAAGUUCCAUUCCGUAUGUCCGAGUUGAAAAUAAAUAAUAUGAUUAACGUGUGGAGACGCAGUGUAGCUCUCGCCAGGCACAGAUCGAUAAAUAUUUCAGAUGCAACAGCUUAUUAGUCAAUCUCGCUGACCUACCGGGCCAAGAACGUUUUGUUUUAACGCGAGAGCACUUCUCUAUUCUUAGCGUGAUCGCGAAGAAAAACAAGAUGCAAGAACGAAGAAACGAGGCGAUUUGCAAUUGGAAAUUCUUCUCGGAGCAACGCAACGAACACAUCUCGGAUGGCUCAAACAAAAAAGGGGAGGUUCUAUUCCAAUUUCCACACGAGACACAUUAAUUCAUCUUGUAUUUUCGGUGUAUCGCUUUUAACACGAGACGCGUAAUACAUAUUAUUUAUACCAAUAAAAGAGAAUUAGUGUCGUAA